AAAUUAGUGCAAGUUCAAAUUUCGUACUACUUUAUUUUUCUUCUUAUCAAAAGAUACUAAAUAUGUUUUACUCGAUUAAAAGGUUGUUAAUGAAUGUACGAAAGACGUAUAAAAUAUUUUUGAAGUUGAAUCGGAACAGUUGUGCGAAACUGCAAAUGUGCGGCACGGAAACGGAAAUGCGAGAAGUCGCCGCCCGAAUCUGCAGGAACUACCUGCACGGAGCGUGGAAGAGCGUGGAUCCAACUGAAUUGGAGUUUAGGAGGAUCAGCGGCGGUCUCUCGAAUUUCCUGUACUACGUGGCGCUUCCGGAAGACCCGUCGAAGCUCUGCACGUUCACGAAACGCGAAAGCUCACCGGAAACCGAACUUGAGACGGUGGCCAGUAAGCUAGUCAAGAAAUCGAUGGCCAGAUCGAAUUCGUUCAGCAUCGAGGAACCAAAGAAGGUAUUGCUCAGGAUAUACGGCCAGGUCCACGGCGAGAGGGCCAUGGACGCUAUCGUCACGGAAUCUGUCAUAUUCACUCUCCUCUCCGAGAGGAGGCUGGGCCCGAAGCUCCACGGAGUCUUCUCCGGCGGGAGGAUCGAAGAGUACAUACCGGCCAGACCUCUCUUGACCCGGGAACUAGCCGAGCCUGCCCUCUCUAUGAAGAUAGCGGAGAAGAUGGCCGCCAUACACUCGAUGGACAUCCCUCUCUCAAAAGAACCGAACUGGUUGUGGAAGACGAUGUGGAAGUGGCUGAAGAUCUGCAAGGACGAGAGGCUGAACACCAUCGGGAAGAACGAAGAAGAACAGCGUAUCAUAAAGCAAUUGAAGUCGAUCGAUUUCAACAAGGAGAUUGAUUGGCUGAAGAAGUUCCUGGCUACGGUCGAGUCACCUGUCGUCUUUUGUCACAACGACAUGCAGGAAGGCAACAUUCUAAUGCUGGAGGACUCUGCCAACGCCGACGACGAAAUGACCACGAUCUUUCAAGCUUACGACGUGGAGCACCACAAAUCGAGCAAGGAGAACUACCACCUCGACGAGAUCUCGUCCGACAGCAUCUCCAGCCACAUCUCGGACAGCGGCGAGCCGAAGCUCUUCCUCAUCGACUUCGAGUACUGCGCUUACAACCACAGGGGCUUCGACAUAGCGAACCACUUCCAGGAAUGGGCCUACGACUACACGAACGACGCGCAUCCGUUCUACCACGAGUGCCAGGACGACUGCCCGACCUUGGAGCAAAAGGAAAUAUUCAUAAAGGAGUACUUAAAACAUUAUUCGUCGAACGUCUCCGAGGAGCCACAGGAGCCGAGCAUAGAUGACGUUAAUCAUCUGCUGAACGAGGUGGAAGCGUUCGCCCUCGCCAGUCACCUGUUCUGGACGCUCUGGUCCAUUGUCAAUGCUUCCAAGAGUCAGAUACCCUUCGGAUACUGGGAAUACGCGCUGUCAAGGUUCGAAACGUACCAACGUCUCAAGAUUGAGGUCAUAAAGAAGGACAACUGCGGUCUGCCCCAGAAACGAAAAAUAUGCGAGGUCGACAUAUGAGAGGUAUCCCAACUGACUGGGGCCGUGCAGCUGUCGGAUUAAAUCGAUAGAUGGCGUUGUUACAUAAAAAGUUCGGACUGAUGUCACCAUACCCAACUAGGUGGCGGUGUUUUUAAGAGAAUGGGCGGAGUUGCAAAGACUGAUCGUUAUAUGGCGGUUAAAAAGUGAUGUGAGUUUUAAGUGAACAAUAGGUGGCGCUGUUUUAAUUUUUUUCAAUACAAGCACAAUAUACCAUUUUUAUUCUAAAUUCGCUAUGCUGCUGUUAAUUAUUCGAAUAGACUGCAAAUUAAUUAGUGAGAGAUAUGCUUAGAACAAAAACAAAAGUGAUAUAACUCAAAAAUCCUAUUUAAUAGUUCCUUCAGUAGUGAUGCUGAUAGUGGCUAAACUCGCUCAGAGUCUGUUUUUGUUUGAGGCUGCUGAUGAGCCAUUCGCUCAUUGAGUAGAUCAACGGUGAUAAUCAUUGCUGACGUCUCCAGAAUGACUAAAACAUUUGUAGUUACCCAAUUCAGUGCCCAUAUGGCGCGACAUCUCAAAGUGAGUUUCUCGAACGAAAAAAAAACAGUAAUUUUAAUUAUACGUACUUAUAUUCCAUUUAAUUAUAUUAGUGACUUAAUUGUUUGUCUGUAAUGUUUAAAUGAUUGACGUGGUGCAGAAUUCGGUCGGUUGUUCAAUCUAAGACGGUUAUUAUAAACGAUAUGAACAUAG
Molecule: messenger RNA, 2228 nt
Organism: Bombyx mandarina (wild silkworm)
Lineage: Eukaryota; Metazoa; Arthropoda; Insecta; Lepidoptera; Bombycidae
Product: choline/ethanolamine kinase
Biological process (GO): phosphatidylethanolamine biosynthetic process; CDP-choline pathway
Cellular component (GO): cytoplasm
Molecular function (GO): choline kinase activity; ethanolamine kinase activity
Source: RefSeq, a predicted model, not a curated record